UCGCACACAGAGAAAUGUCAAGACCAUGUUUACUGAACAAUAUCCCGGAUACGCCUGCGUCGCCCAAUGCAAAUGAGUUUUUACAUGUGACACUAGAUUAAAAAGGAAAGAAGAGGAACAGAACAUUAAAAAAGGGGGUGUCAUCGACUUUAGUAGCUUUACCGAGUCUAAGAGAAGAUGUUCAUCUCCAACAUCAGGAUUUAUAAACCCAGGAUUUGAAGAGAACGCAAGUACAAUUUUAGAAGAUUCAGAUAGGAAGGAAAGAAGUUAUGAAGAGGCUACUAAGUGUGUUUGUAUGUGUGGUGGCGAUGUUGCUUCUAACAGUCUGGGCAAACAGGACAGGUCUCUAUUGGGCCGUUGGAGGUGAGGUUGGUGGAUGGCAUAUCUAGGAGAGAAGGUCGUCUAGAGGUCAGGAGAAGCAACGGUACCUGGGGCACAGUGUGUGAUGAUUUCUGGACAUCUGCAGCCUCCAAUAUCGUCUGCAAGCAGCUGGGCCUCGGACAACAGGGACAGGCGGUGGGUGUGGAACUAUACGGUGAGGGCACGGAGUCAAUAUGGCUGGAUGAUGUUAACUGCACGGGCUCGGAGUCCAACCUGGGUCAGUGUACCUCCGUGCCGUGGGGCGACAGCAACUGUAACCACGACGAAGACGUAGGAAUCAUUUGUUCCGGGCCUCUACCUAUAGCUGCAACGUUGGAGGUGAGGCUGGUGGGUGGUGCAACUGAGAGAGAAGGUCGUCUAGAGGUGAGAAGAAACGAUAGUACCUGGGGCACAGUGUGUGAUGAUUUGUGGACCACUGCAGCCUCAAGUGUCGUCUGCAGGCAGCUGGGCCUCGGAGAACUGGCACAGGCGGUGAGUGUGACACAAUACGGUGAGGGCACGGGGUCAAUAUGGCUGGAUGAUGUUACCUGUCUGAAGGCUCUGAAUCCAACCUGGGUCAGUGUAGCUCCCAGCCGUGGGGCAGGCACAACUGUAGCCACAACGAAGACGUAGGAAUCGUGUGUUACGAGUUUCCAGGUUCGGUGGACCAGAGACAGUUCAGUUAUAUGGCAGCGUCUGGGUCAAUGGCCUGAACUGCACAGGGAAUGAAACUAGUCUUGAGCAAUGUGUCGUCGGACCCUGGGACAAACUGGAAACUGUCAGAGACCGGCCCGUGUUCUGUGCUCCUCCACAUCUGCCCCCGAGGUAAGACUGGCCGGCGGAGGCUCCAGCUACGGCCGAGUGGAGAUCUUGAUGGACGGACAAACCUACUCCGUGUGUGACAACGGCUGGAAUGCGAGCGCAGCUACAGUUGUCUGCAGACUCCUGGGCUACCAGUCCGGACAACCUGCUCGGAGAUCUUACUACGGCGCGGGCACAGGUCAAGUGGCGCUGGACAGAGUCGCCUGUAGGACCUCGGACACCAGUCUGCUGGCCUGUCGGAGCAGUGGAUGGCUGGAGACAGAGGCAGCGUGCGGUGACCACAGCAAGGACGCGGGGGUCAUCUGCUUUGAUAAAGUUCAGUUGAUCGGAGGAGAUCAUUCCACAGGGAUACUUCUGGUCAACAUUGAUAUGACUACGUAUGUUCUAUGUGAUCUGGGAUUGGCACACUACACCAUUAGUACUGCUUGUUGGGAGCUGGGGUUCGAACACGGAUAUGCUUUGAGAUCAGGAGCUUUUGGACUUUACGAUGCCUCCUAUCCGCUCCGUACCAUUGACUGCCUCAGGGGUAUGAGAACCAUUUCAUCGUGUUUGGAUUUCCCAAUCGUCUGUAACAGUGCAAGCAGAUUCAACUAUGCCUCUAUAUACUGCUUCAACGGCUCUCGCAGCUCUGAUUUCUCGGUUUCAUUGCACGCUAGUCAAGGGCUUCUCGGCAACUCCUCCGGCCGACUCGUGGUCAGUCAAGGCGGUGUUCGAGGCAGAGUGUGUCCAGACAACUGGGAUGACGUAGACGCCGGCGUGGUCUGUAGACAACUGGGGUACCGUGGUGGUGUGGCACAGGCUGUCUGGGACGCAGGCACUGGUCCAUACCUGCUUGUCAACGUGGCUUGUACAGGUGUCGAGACGUCCAUCUUUAGUUGCCAAAGCAGCGGAGUGUGUUUUCACUCUUACGAAAACCCACUUGAUGUCGGUGUUGCGUGCUUCAACGACACCUUAAUCGCAGUACAGCUUGUAGGAGGGACAUCGAACAAGGAGGGUCUGGUGCAAGUGGUGUACGGCAGCCAGGUGGGUACAGUGUGUGUACCCGACACCUACAACCGUGAUAACGCCGCCAGGGUGGUGUGUAUACAGGUCGGCUACAAGGACGGCAAGUUUAGAACAUUUCCAAGAGGUACAGGGACUGUGUCCAUGUCUGAGGUCAUCUGUGAUGGGUACGAGAGAAGUGUUUUCAUGUGUCGUAGUAGGGGCUUGUUUGUCCCUCCGUCAGACAGAUGUGCCAACCAUGACUUCGACCUCGGUGUGCGCUGUUCAGAUGGUGUGCGUCUAGCCUAUUCUAUCGACAACACCAACAACUCCAUCACUGGCGUGGUGCAGAUUAACCGGGGAUCAGGCUGGAUUGACAUCUGCAAUGAUUUCUUCGACGACUUGGACGCACAAGUCGUGUGCCGGAGCCAAGGUUACCCGUACUCACGUGUCCUGCCCAGGGGCUCGAUGUACGGAUACAACUUUUAUGUCACAGCCCUGAACUGCAAUGGCACAGAGGCCUCCCUCUUAGACUGCCCUGAACAACAGAACAUCACCUGCCCAUUCGGAAACGGUGAUAUAUACGCUACAGUUUUUUGUAGUGAAACUCCGGUGGAGCGAGGCCUACAAGCCGCCCCAAUGGCAGUGGGUGGACAUGUUGUUGUCAUGGCGGACGGAGUCAAGUCUUAUGUCUGUCGUGACAACUGGGACGAUGCUGCUGCCUCUGUGUACUGCAAGGACCUGGGCUACAACAACGGCGUGGCCAUCUACCAGAUUACUGUGUUCAUCUCCCGGGGUGUCGCCGCCUACUUCGUCAACAGCAUCCAUUGCACUGGCAACGAGACCUCUCUCAGUGAAUGUUCCUUCUCCUCCAACUGGUCCACUUGUGUCACGAGCUACCAGGGUGCUGCCCAGGCUCUGUGCUACAACUACACAAGGGGCCGCCAGCUCCGGUUGACUGGAGGUACCAUCAGUAGGGCAGGGCAAGUGGAGGUCGGUUUCAACGGUGUGUGGGGCACAGUCUGUGACAACGACUUCACCAACUAUGACGCCACGGCGGUGUGCCUCACUCUGGGCUAUUUUGGCGGUGUCACUACGGACAACAGCAGCAUCAGCAGCAGGGACCAAAGCCAAACAGGUCCUUUCUACCUGUAUGGCCUCAGUUGCAGUGGUUCAGAGACUAGUCUAUGGCAAUGUCCUGUUAGCAACUUCAGCGUCAGCUCCAACAUCUGUUCGUCCCCAUCCUACAUCCCACGAGUGAGGUGCAUGGGUCAAAGUGAAGUGAAACUAGUUGAGAAUGCGGGGUACGGGGCUGUACAGGUGCCCAUCAACACCACGUCCAGGACAUACGGGCUGGUCUGCGAUGACAACUUCACGGACCGCGAGGCCAGCGUGGCCUGCCGUGACCUCGGCUACCCGUACGGCAUCCACCUGUGCUGCUCGGCGUUCGGGUAUAAGUCCCUGCCUAUCGUCCGGUCCGGUGUCAGGUGUACAGGUACCGAGGCUCUGUUCAGCGACUGUUAUUACGACACAAGGACAUACUGCCUGUCUGGAAAAUAUGCCUCCAUUGUGUGCUCCAACAUUCCACCCGGCAGGGGUUACACAGUCCAGAUAGACACCGUGUCAAGAGGAUCGUAUGGACGGGUCAAAGUGCAGCACAUGGACUACUGGGGCUUCGUGUGUCCAAACGGCUUCGACCACAACGACGCCAACGUCAUCUGUAGAGAGGCCGGCUACACUGGGGGUUGGGCUGUGGUGGACAAGUCCUACUACGACAGCUCCUCGCUCCGCUGGCUGUCCAACAUUGACUGCGACGGCAGCGAGUCUCACCUCACCCGGUGCCGGAACCUCGUCUUUGGAAACGUCAGCGACUGCGGCAACACCGGAAUCGCCGCCGUCUACUGCAACAGAGAGGCUGACACCCAGUUCCGUCUGGUUAACGGCACACAGACGACGGGUCGAGUGGAGGUGUCGAUUGACUAUGGCAACAGCGGUUCGAUAUGCAGCGCGGGUUGGACCGACGUGGAGGCCGCCGUGGCUUGCAAGAGUAUGGGGUUCAGAUCUGGACGGUUCCUUGGCGCAGGCAUCUACGGGCAGGGUUCAAGUUACUUGCUGUUCACUCGCGUAGACUGCACUCGAGUGGCAUCCUCUCAAUCCUUGCUGGACUGCGAUCUGUCACUCAGAGACCUCGAUAAUUUACGUACACCCUGCUUGAAUUCUACUUCUGGUCCUGCAGUGCAGUGUUUUGAGCAUCCAGUCCGAUUAACGGGGACAAGACAAGAGAAUUACGGGCGAGUUGAAGUCUACGUCAACAACAACUGGACAGCCGUGUGUGACCAGGGCUUUGACCAGACGGCGGCACAGGUGGCCUGCAGGGCCCUGGGACUCUUGUACGCGCGCCCUCAGUGUUGUUCCGCUCUUGGACCGCUGGGUACGGGCCCAGUCGAUGCCAGACAAAUCGGCUUCAAGGUGAACAGAUGCCGGGGUGAUGAGGCUACACUAGUUGACUGCGAUGUCAGCCCAUCAGUUGUCUGCCCUUCUGGAAAAUACGCCAGCCUCCUGUGUUCUAAUACUUCACUCCAAGAACAGACACUGACCGUGCGACUUGCUGGACCAGGAGGCUACUACGGCAUGGUGGAGGUCAACCGUUACGGACUGUGGGGCCCGGUGUGUAACAGAAACUGGGACGAUCGUGACGCUAACGCCACCUGCCGGGGUCUUGGGUACAGUCAUGGCGUCACCUUCUUCGGUAAUAACAUCACGGAAACCCCCAUUCUCGUCGGCGACUUCCAGUGCUCAGGGCAGGAGACCUCGCUUGCAGGGUGCUCCUUUAAGGACAGCAGCGACGAUAUUGGCUGUUCGGAGAGACGGGUGGUUGCUGGGGUCCUCUGUUCCCGCAAUGGUGACAUCAAACUGCGGCUCACGGAUGGCGGACGCAACUAUGGCCGCCUGGAGGUCAUGUAUGAGGGUCAGUGGGGUCGGGUUACUGGCAGCUACAACAAUAUUGGCGGACGCAACUAUGGCCUGGAGGUCAUGUGGGGUCGGGUUACUGUCAGCUACAACAAUAUUGCUGACGUUGCCUGCAGACAUCUUGGAUUCGUGGGUGGGAAAACCGCUCCCGAGUACAUGCGAAGAGAUACCGUUACAGGCCAGAUCUGGAUGCGUAACAUCUACUGCAAGGGAGAUGAGCAAAGUCUGUUUGAAUGUUCGAAUCGUUGGAAUUACAGUACGGGGAGUGGCAAGGAUGAAUACGUCAUCUGCUACAACACCACACGUAUAUUUUCCGGAAAUUCUCUAUCUGCGGGAACGGUGGAGAUCUACUACAACAAACGCUGGGGGUCUAUCUGUGAUGACGGCUGGAGUGAAGAGGACACCGGUAAGUAGCACAUCCCCAUGUCAUGUGAUGACACCACCGCAGUCUCGUGAUCUGGAUUAGUGAUGAAAGUGAUGCUCCUUCGCCUUACCGGCCUGAGGGGGCUAGCUCUUUGUAUUUGUGGUUGUGUCUGUUGAACUGUUGUGAGUUUCGUGUCUGUUAUUUGACACACGCUUAACUGUCCUGUUCAACGAUCUAACUGCCUGCGGCCUUUUUGGUUCCAUCUACGGAUUUCUGUGUUCCCAUCGACUGCCAGCAUCCUCUAUCUUGCCGCCAUGGUUGACUGGAAUAAGCAAGGCCACUGCCAACUGACUAUCCUGCUUCACAACUGCCGCAAGUAUUUUGUGAUUAGUUCGCUAGCAAGAUACCAGACAUUCGAUCAUCCUUAUACUAGAUGUC
This is a messenger RNA of Pomacea canaliculata, 5935 nucleotides long. RefSeq names its product deleted in malignant brain tumors 1 protein-like. The transcript is spliced from 27 exons. The record is from RefSeq and is a predicted model, not a curated record. NCBI's taxonomy places the organism in Eukaryota, Metazoa, Mollusca, Gastropoda, Architaenioglossa, Ampullariidae. The coding region runs from base 1105 to 5547 and encodes 1480 amino acids. Gene Ontology annotation, cellular component: membrane.